This is a messenger RNA of Rhodofomes roseus, 1425 nucleotides long. Its product is annotated as SET domain-containing protein. Gene Ontology annotation, biological process: peptidyl-lysine trimethylation; peptidyl-lysine monomethylation. The record is from RefSeq and is a predicted model, not a curated record. Gene Ontology annotation, molecular function: protein binding; protein-lysine N-methyltransferase activity. The transcript has 6 exons. The coding region runs from base 1 to 1425 and encodes 474 amino acids. Lineage: Eukaryota; Fungi; Basidiomycota; Agaricomycetes; Polyporales; Fomitopsidaceae.
AUGGAAUGGACACAAGGGAACUCGCUGUCGAGGCUAGAAGCGUGGAAGUUCGGUGUAGGUGCGGGACGAGGUCUCUUCGCGACCAAGCCAUGCCCGCCCUCUACUACCUUGUUCACAAUACCGAAGAACGCGUUGAUCAAUCUCAAUACGCUCAAAUCGCGGUACCCACAAACCCCAGAGACGCGACUCAAUGCCGUCCAAAUCAUUUCUCUGCACCUUCUGCUGCAUAGGCCCGUCCAAGAAGAAGACUCCCUCGAUCCAGCGUUUGGACCCUAUAUCUCUACGCUUCAUCGGAACUUCACCAGCCACCCACUCACCUGGCUCGUGGAGCGACGUCGCAAAGGUAGGCAGAUCACCGAGGAGUUGAUCCUCAAGAACCUUCCUCCUAGCGUGACCGAUGCCCUGCAUACGUUGUACGCUCGCUUCCUCGAGGACUAUCAAGUCAUUUGCCUCUACCUCAAUAAACAUCGUUCAGUGCUGGAAACUUCGAGCCGCCCGAAGUCACAAUUGCCCAUGCCGUACGGAACAUCUACGUCCACAACGCUUGUAGGCGAUUAUUGCUGGGCUUGGCUCAAUGUGAACACUCGGUCUAUCUACUACCCAAUCAAAGAUGCAGACCCUGAAAGGGACUGCUUGACGUUGUGCCCCAUCCUUGACUUUGCCAACCACAACGAGACGACGUCGCAAAUUACGCCGAUUAUCCAGUCAGCACCACGGACCCCAGGUUCGCGGACAUCCUCUGGAAACUUCACAUUCAAUUCUUGCUCAGACAAUGCCAUUGAAGAGGGCCAACAACUGUUCCUGCGAUACGGCGGACAUUCGAACAAAACGCUGUUCGUGGACUAUGGCUUUGUAAAUCGCUUCUCGCCGGGGUCAAUAGCAAGUGGCCACUUCCGCGGAGAGGUGGAUGUACAAGACCUUGUCGAAGAACUGAUCCUGGCAGUCAAACCCGCGCGGAGUAGCUUUGGGGGUUCUUGCAAGGGUAGCAACGUGAGCGACCGGCUGACGAGCACAUUGCAAGAGGAGGGAUACUGGGGCGAAUGGACGUUAGAUUCGUCGCCUCCACCGGCACACCCGUCCUACAGGCUCAUCACAGCCCUGCGACUGAUCCAACUCGUAUCUACUUCCGACGCGGGGGCAGACUUCCCGUCCGAUGCUGUCAUACAGCCUUGGAGAGACGUGCUGAACGGCCGAAGAGAGGUUAUAUCCGAGGAGAACGAGGAAGGCUGGAGGGACGCAUUGCUGAGGAUCUGUGAAAGCAUCAGUCUUCGCGCACGGACGGGAUUAGAGGCAUCCACGCAAGACUUGGCAGGGACAGACGGUUGGGUGGCUUGGAUGCGGGAAAACGUUUUGUGUCUCUGGCGUGAAGAGCUAGAAGUGGCGGAUGCCGUCGCGCACAGCUUGCGCGCAGGAGAAGUAUUCUGA